UAAUACUAAUGGUGAUAGAAAAGUAAAAACUAAAACUCUUCCUGCUCAAUACAAUGAAAUUACUUGUGCUAGUGAAGUAGUUUUCAAUGAACAUGACAGGAAGAGGUUUUUUUGUUAAAAUACAGCUUAAUCUUCAUGCUGUAUCUUGUCCCGGUGUCUGGUUAUGUCCAAAUGGAAAAAUAACUUUAAAAAUUAAUACUCUUAAUUCUAAUAGAGAGUCUCAUAGAAUUGCACCAGUUUUUCCAUUACUACUUCAUGAAAAAUUUACAUUUGAAAAAAUGUUUUCUCAUGUAGUUACUUUAACAGAAUUACAACAUAGUCUGGAACAAGAAUUUUUUUUUGCAGAAUUAGUACAAUGGGUUACACCUUCUGGUAGAGGAGUCAUUUUAGCUACAUUUGAAACAAAUUUAGUUGAUUUAUUAUACCCUACAUCAUAUUUCAAAGGGCUAUUAGCUCGUGUAGAUAUAGAUUUACUUAUGGAACCUACUAAAUAUUUUCCUGGUAUAAUAGCACCUAAAAUUGAAGUGUCCACAAAAACUAUUAUAGAAGGAAUUAUGAACAUAGAUGAUAUUAAUAUGUCAGGGAUACAUAUCAUCAAUCCAAAAACAAUAAACUCAAAGAAUGCAUCAUGGAUUAAUAGAAAACGUCCAGUCAAGGGUAUUAUCAGACAAAAGAGAGUUUGUCAUAGUCAAGGAAUAAUUACAGAUAAAAAUUAUCAAUUAUCCCAACAAAAAUCAAAUAAUAAAUUAAAUUCAUAUGUAUAUCCUAUUAAAAGAGUGCAAUGUCCUAAUGAUCAAUAUUGUUGUGCAGGAAAAAAAUCUAUUUGUAAUUGUGAACCAUGUUAUUCAGAACAAAAAUCUAGACCCUUAGCUUCACAUAAUGAUUUACAUAUUUAUGACAAAUGUCCCGUUUGUUUAAAAUAUAAAUAUUAUUUUUCUAAUCAAAAUAAUCCAACUAAUACUGCACAAAGUUACAAUAUUUAUUGUAAAAAAGAUUUGUUAAAAGACCAUCAUUUCUCUAAAUGUACUUGUCAGUUUUCUAAUGAUAAAAAUCACAAUAUUAUUCAAUCUCCAAACAAUGUAUAUACAGGACAAAAGGAAUCAACAGUAUCUAUAUUAGAAUCGAAAGUAAAAACGGUAGAUAACAUAAAUGAAACCUAUUAUAAAUGUGGGCAAAAUCAAUUGAAAGAUUUUUACAAAAACAUGGAAAAAUUUUAUAAGAGAAUGUAUGAACAGGCAAGAAAGCAUGCUGAAGGAAUUAAUGCAUAAAGAAUUGACAUAUAUUGCUAUCUGACAUGAAUCUGUCAUGGAUUUUAUAUUGUGAUGUUGUAAUUAAAAUUGAACCUGUGUUGUUAGAAUAAUUGUUUUUCUUAAAAAAUAAGUAUCAGUACAAGAAGAGUUUUACAACUCUCUUAGACCACAAUAUUAUUAUGUAUUGUGGUAUUAUAUUACAGUAUUACUUUUUCAUAUUGCAUUCUUCAAUGUACCAUACUUUUAUAUACAUAUUUACAGAGUAAGUUUCAAAGAAUAUUAAUUUCAAACUGAUUCUUUUACAUAAACUUGUCUUCCUUUUUUAUAAGCUGGCGUACGUGCUACCCUUGCACCACGAAGAGUAACAGAUUUUUUCAAGAGAGCUGGCAUUCUUAAAUGUAUACCUCGUGCACAUGGAGUCCAACCUUGUAACUUAACUUUUUCAUUUUCGUUAGGAGUGACUGCUAUCCAACCUAUAGAAAUAUAUUUUAAUAUUUUA
This is a messenger RNA of Vespa velutina, 1749 nucleotides long. RefSeq lists its product as uncharacterized. The record is from RefSeq and is a predicted model, not a curated record. Gene Ontology annotation, molecular function: myosin light chain binding. Gene Ontology annotation, biological process: spermatogenesis. NCBI's taxonomy places the organism in Eukaryota, Metazoa, Arthropoda, Insecta, Hymenoptera, Vespidae. The transcript is spliced from 6 exons. The coding region runs from base 87 to 1268 and encodes 393 amino acids.